Messenger RNA from Balearica regulorum gibbericeps (East African grey crowned-crane), 1512 nucleotides. NCBI's taxonomy places the organism in Eukaryota, Metazoa, Chordata, Aves, Gruiformes, Gruidae. The record is from RefSeq and is a predicted model, not a curated record.
AUGGGGAGCUGCUGCAGUUGUCUGUGCACAGACAGCAUCCCAGACAACCAUCCCACCAAAUUUAAGGUAACAAACGUAGACGAUGAAGGUAACGAGCUGGGGUCUGGGAUUAUGGAGCUGACGCAGACGGAGCUCAUCUUGCACACUCACAAGCGAGAUGCUGUCAGGUGGCCCUACCUCUGCUUGCGCCGCUAUGGCUAUGACUCCAACCUCUUCUCCUUUGAGAGCGGUCGCCGCUGCCAGACAGGGCAGGGGAUUUUUGCCUUCAAGUGUUCCAGGGCAGAGGAGAUCUUUAAUCUGCUUCAGGACCUGAUGCGGUGUAACAGUAUCAACGUAGUGGAAGAGCCCGUUGUCAUCACCAGGAACAGUCACCCCACGGAGCGGGAGCUCUCCCGGCCCCACCAGACACCCAACAGUCUGGGGUACACCAUCCCAGGAUUUCCCAAUGGAUUUCACAGCUUUCCUGGAGAAACCCUAUCAUACUCUGCAGCCCGCCACCCCUCCGUGAGCAGCCUGAGGCAUUCCUCUGUGGGAGAAGACUCUACUCAUGCCCUUAUUGGGCCUGAUGAGCAGUCCCACACCUACGUCAACACGGCCAAUGGUGAUCAGGAGCUGAGGGGCCGCCACUGUAUGCACUCCUUGCCUGAAGUCCACCCUCCUUUCCCCCAUAGGAACCACAGCUGCUCCCUCGAAGACCGCAAUCCCCAGGUCUUUCUGCAGCCAGGGGAGGUUAAGUUCGUGUUAGGUCCCACGUCCAACUACAGACGCGUCUGUCGGCCCCGGGAGUGCAGGACGCACUUCUGCCCCCCCAGCAACAACAACAACGAGUGUGAGGAGGAGUGUCCUUCGCCCCAGUGUGUCUACGAGAACGUCAACGGCUUGCUGCCCCCCAGCACCUCCUCUCUCUGCCGAGGCGGGCGCUUGAAACUCACCCGGGAGGACGCGGGCUUACCUGGCUGUUCCCAUCGCAGAUCGGCAUUGCUGCACUAUGAGAACUUGCCGUCGCUGCCUCCGGUGUGGGAGUGCCAGCCGCUCCGGCAGGGCGAGGAGGUCACCGGCGCCGGGGACGUGCCGACGCCUUCCCCCAGCGGCUACUCCGAGGCUGGUGAAGAAGAUCCCCUGCAGAACUACAUGAACUCGGAGAACACCGCGCUGCAUGGGGGCAGCAGCCAGCGGCGCAGCGGCUUCCGGCGCAGCGGCUUCCUGCCAAAGCCUCGUCGCGGCUGCGUGCCCAGCGUCUUCAGCUUCGACUUCCCCCGGCCCUGUCCAGAGCAGCCGCGGCAACUCAACUACAUCCAGGUGGAGCUGGAGGCUGAGCCGCGCAAGGGACAUCAGAACCCGCCGGUCCCCCGUGCCCCACCUCUUGCCACCCACGAAGCCUGCCGGACAGACUCCUACGCCGUCAUUGACCUAAAAAAGACGGCAGCCAUGUCCAGUUUGCAAAGGGCCCUGCCAAGAGAUGAUGGGACUUCACGGAAAACUCGACAUAACAGCACUGACCUGCCUCUGUAA